Molecule: messenger RNA, 297 nt
Organism: Otolemur garnettii (small-eared galago)
Lineage: Eukaryota; Metazoa; Chordata; Mammalia; Primates; Galagidae
Gene: S100A3
Product: S100 calcium binding protein A3
Cellular component (GO): cytoplasm
Molecular function (GO): transition metal ion binding
Source: RefSeq, a predicted model, not a curated record
AUGGCCAGUUCCCUGGAGCAGGCAAUAGCCACCAUCGUGGACACCUUCCAGAAAUAUUGUACACUUGGGGACAAGCACAAGCUGUGCCAGGCAGAGCUCAAGGAGCUGCUGCAGAAGGAGAUGCCCACCUGGACCCCAACUGAAUUUUGGGAGUGUGACUACAACAGGUUCAUGUGUAUCUUGGACACCAAUAAGGACUGCAAGGUGGACUUUGUGGAGUAUGUGUGCUCGUUGGCCUCUUGUCUCUACUGCCACGAGUACUUCAAGGACUGUCCCCCAGAGCCUCCAUGCUCCUAG